CCUAUUGUUCAAAACUUGUCUGAGAGCCAAUCAGAAGCGUCCAGGUCACAGGUGCCGUGAGAAGAUGGCUGCCGCGAGGAACGGGAAGAAUGGACUUCUGGAGAAAUGGAGGAUCGAUGAGAAGCCGGUGAAGAUCGAUAAAUGGGACGGAGCUGCGGUGAAGAACUCUCUGGACGACGCUGCCAAGAAGGUGGUGUUGGAGAAGUACGGUUACGUGGAGAACUUCCAGCUGGUGGACGGCCGUCUGCUGAUCUGCACCGUCUCCUGUCUGUUCGCCAUGUUGGCUCUGGUCUGGGACUACCUGCACCCCUUCCCCGAGUCCAGACCGGUCCUGGCCUGCUGCGUCAUCUCGUACUUCAUCAUGAUGGGCAUCCUGACUCUCUACACCUCCUACAAAGAGAAGAACAUCUUCCUGGUGGCCCUGCAGAGGGACCCGGUCGGGAUGGAUCCGGAUCAGGUCUGGCAGCUCUCGUCCUCCCUCAAACGGUUCGAUGAUCAAUACACGCUCAGAGUUUCCUUCACCGACGGGAAGUCGAAGACGUGGAGAGACUCGGAGUUCACGAAAUCCGUGUCGGCGUUCUUCGACGAGAACGGGACGCUGGUGAUGGAUCAGUUUGAAAAGUGUGUUUCCGAACUGCACGACACGCUGGCCACAGAGAAGAAAACCAAAUAAUCCAUCAGCUGUUUCCUCCUCGCCGGGCGGCCGCCGGCGCCAGUUUCAUUUCUAUCAAACUCAUCCUGCACAGAAACAGUCCGACAGUCAGCUGAGACUCUUUAUCUCACUGUUUGUUUGUUAGUUUGUUAUCUUUAGAAAAGCAUCUGCAGAAAUAUAAACAAUAAACAGAAAAAAACGGUUCAAAAAAAAGAGAAAAGCUGCAAAAAAAAAAAGGAAAAACAAAAAUAAACUGAUAAAUAGUGGAUGGAUUUAUAAUAAAGCUGCGUUAACUCUUA
Messenger RNA from Thunnus maccoyii (southern bluefin tuna), 951 nucleotides. It is a transcript of the gene spcs2, whose product is annotated as signal peptidase complex subunit 2. Bases 65 to 673 code for a protein of 202 amino acids. Lineage: Eukaryota; Metazoa; Chordata; Actinopteri; Scombriformes; Scombridae. Gene Ontology annotation, biological process: protein targeting to ER. The record is from RefSeq and is a predicted model, not a curated record. Gene Ontology annotation, cellular component: signal peptidase complex; membrane. The transcript has 5 exons.